Equus quagga is the source of this 1180-nucleotide messenger RNA. RefSeq names its product apolipoprotein B mRNA editing enzyme catalytic subunit 3C (gene APOBEC3C). Gene Ontology annotation, molecular function: zinc ion binding; cytidine deaminase activity; RNA binding. Lineage: Eukaryota; Metazoa; Chordata; Mammalia; Perissodactyla; Equidae. The transcript has 3 exons. Gene Ontology annotation, biological process: defense response to virus; DNA cytosine deamination; negative regulation of single stranded viral RNA replication via double stranded DNA intermediate. The record is from RefSeq and is a predicted model, not a curated record. Bases 629 to 1168 code for a protein of 179 amino acids. Gene Ontology annotation, cellular component: P-body; nucleus; cytoplasm.
GCCACAUCAAGACUGUGCACUGCUGUAAGGUCACAUAAUGGGACAGCUGGGAACGUCCUCGCCUGGACAGGGCCCAGCGCCAUCACUUAUUGGCCUGUGACUUGGGCAGGCUGCUCACCUCUCUGUGCCCCGGCUUCCUCCUCUAUCAGGGAGGAUGGCUCCCACAGGAUUAGGGGAGGAGUGGGUGAGUUCAGAUGCAUAAAGCACGGAGAAGAGUAGCCUGAGCCUCUGAAUUUAGGUGUUAACCUGAUAUUUUAAAAAAACGCAUAGGGGAAAAGACAGCGAUGAAUGAAACUGAGGGGUUGAAAGCUAUAAUUUGGGGGUGGAGGGGUUUUAUUCAUCCUUUCUGUUUUUCCGAUGGGUUGGGAAAGGGUGGGCAGGAAAAGUGGGGGUGGAAUGUGCUGUUGGAAGGAGCAGAGCCGGGCCUGUGGGAGAGGUCACUCGUGCCUGCUGUCCCCGUGCCCCUCUCCCCUUCCCCUCCCCCAGUCUUUCUGCCAGGAAAGGCAGCCAGGAAUGCUCAGGGCCCAGGAGGGCCCAGGGGGCUGUGUUCAGGAGGAACCAGCCAGGGGGUGCCCCAGGCGGCACUCUCUCAGUCUUCACUUUCCUCUCUUUUGCCCCCAGAAACCCAAUGGAGAAGUUGGAUGCGGAAACCUUCUCCUUCCACUUCCUUAACAUGGAAUUUGUCUAUGGUCGGAACUGCUCCUACCUCUGCUACCAAGUGGAAGGAAGGUUGAGCGGCUCACCUGGCCUCUUUGAACAGGGGGUCUUUCUAAAUGAGGUCUGUGGCGACACUCGCAGCCACGCAGAACUCUGCUUCCUCCAUUGGUUCUGCGGCAGGCUGUCCCCUCACGCGUAUUACUGUGUCACCUGGUUCAUAUCCUGGAGCCCCUGCUCCUACUGUGCCAGGCAGGUGGCCGACUUCCUGAAGCGGCACAGGAACAUCAAGCUGAGCAUCCUCGCCGCCCGCCUCUACUAUUGCCAAGACCACGAGCAGGGCCUUCGGAGCUUGUGCAACAGUGGGGCCCAGCUGGCCAUCAUGUUCUACCGGGAUUUUAGAUACUGCUGGGACAACUUUGUGUACCAUCAUGGAAGGCACUUCAUUCCCUGGGAAAACAUUAAUGUAAAUUCUCGUCUCCUGGCCACAAAGCUUGAGGACAUUCUCAAGUGAGCGCUUCCUCAG